AUGCAUCAUCAUUACUAAACUUCCUAAAAUGCCCCCUUAGUUGCCAUUACUAUGCGGUUGACUACGUGAAGACUCCGCAUGCUCCCUCACCACAACCUCGUCAUACGACGGCGGCAGGUCUCCUGCGCGUUCUUCCUGCUCACAUAAACUGGCAACUCCUCCCUCGCUUCCCCUCUAUCGCCCUGCGCCCUAAUCCACAGAUUCACAAACAGAAAGCCAGGCCCAUUCAUGUCCACCAACGGCGUCCGAUCCCUCAACCCCAUCCUGCGCGGCUUCGCCUCUACCGCGUACUUCAUCGCGUCCUGCAGCAGAUCCGUUCUUCCAUGUUUGUGCGGCGCGAACUGCAGCGUCGUGCGUCUCAGAUGUUCGGAUGGAUCCAGAUCCAUGCGGGCCCCGGGUGCGUUGAGCUUGACUUUUAGUGGGCCGAGGAGGGCUCAUGCAGAACGUGAGGACCGGAGGAGUGGAGGGGGGAUGGGGUAGUCGAGGUCGAUGGCACGUUCGCUGUAAGCCAGGAGUUUUGGGGAGUGGUAGGAUGGGGAGUCUGGGCUGGUGUUAGCGGGUGUGCUAGGAGGAUUGGGGUUGUGAUCUGGUAGAGAAGUAGAGACAAGAGAGGGGUACAACGCCCUUGCUCCGUUACUGUACAA
This is a messenger RNA of Paraphaeosphaeria sporulosa, 644 nucleotides long. RefSeq lists its product as uncharacterized. The record is from RefSeq and is a predicted model, not a curated record. NCBI's taxonomy places the organism in Eukaryota, Fungi, Ascomycota, Dothideomycetes, Pleosporales, Didymosphaeriaceae. The transcript has a single exon. The coding region runs from base 229 to 480 and encodes 83 amino acids.